AUCCAUCAACACCCCAACCUACCUACUAGCUUCUCCCCUCUGGCCCCACGCCUGCCACCUGCACCCCGAUCGCCGGCGCUCCCGCUCGUACGCCGUUCUGCCGAGAUUACCAGCCACCAUGUCUUCCGACGACGACUUCAUGCAAGAGUCCGACCAAGAGGACUAUGACUUCGAGUACGAAGACGACGAUGACGAGCAGACCGGCGACGUCGACAUCGAGAACAAGUACUAUGGCGCCAAACAGAUGAAGGCGGACAACCCGGAGGACGCGAUAGACGAAUUUCUGGGAGUCCCUGCUUUGGAGGAGGAAAAGGGCGAUUGGGGAUUCAAGGGUCUCAAGCAAGCAAUCAAGCUGGAGUUCAAGCUGGAACGCUAUGCUCAGGCGGUAGAACAUUACCAAGAACUACUGACUUACGUCAAGUCGGCCGUGACCCGCAACUACUCUGAGAAGUCCAUUAACAACAUGCUCGACUUCAUUGAGAAGGCUGCCGAGGACGACCAGGCAUAUCGUUGCAUGGAGAAGUUCUAUGCUCUCACACUCGACUCCUUCCAGAGCACCAACAACGAGAGGCUUUGGCUCAAGACUAACAUUAAGCUGGCAAAGCUGUGGCUAGAGCGCAAGGACUAUCGCCAACUGACCGACAAGUUGCGGGAGCUUCACAAAGCGUGUCAAAAGGAAGAUGGCACAGAUGACCCCAGCAAGGGCACUUAUUCCUUAGAAGUCUACUCGUUAGAGAUCCUCAUGUACGCCGAGACAAGGAACAACAAGCGACUGAAGGCACUGUACCAGCGGGCGCUAAAGGUCCGCUCAGCCGUACCGCAUCCCAAGAUUAUGGGAAUCAUUAGAGAAUGCGGAGGAAAGAUGCACAUGAGCGAAGAAAAUUGGAAGGAGGCUCAGAGUGAUUUCUUCGAGAGCUUCCGCAACUACGACGAGGCGGGUUCGCUCCAGCGCAUACAGGUGCUCAAGUACCUGGUCCUUACCACGAUGCUCAUGCGGUCCGACAUCAACCCAUUCGAUUCUCAGGAGACCAAGCCCUACAAGAAUGAUCCCCGCAUUGCGGCCAUGACGGACCUGGUCGACGCAUACCAAAGGGACGACAUCCAUGGCUACGAAAAGAUCCUGCAGAACAACAAGGACCUGCUCGCGGACCCCUUUAUUGCGGAGAACAUUGACGAGGUCACGCGCAACAUGCGGACUAAGGCGGUGCUGAAGCUGGUCGCGCCGUACACGCGGUUCACGCUGAGUUUCAUCUCGAAGCAGCUCAAGAUCUCGCUUCCAGAGGUGCAAGACAUAGUGGGCUUCCUUAUCGUGGAUAAGAAGCUGCGCGGGAAGAUCAACCAACAGAACGGGACGGUCGAGAUCGAGAGUAGCACAGACAGGGAUCGGGUGCAUGCAAUGCAGGAGUGGACGGCGGCGAUAGGAGCGCUGUGGACGACGGUGCUGAGCGAAGGCGAGGGCUUCCGGUCGGAAGAAGGAUCGCAAUUCCAGGCCGGCACGGGAGCACAAGGCGCAUCGGAUCUGGGAGGGCGCCAUGGGCCCAGCGCGAAGCUCAGGAGCGUCACGAAGGGCAAGGGUUUCUCGGGAAGACUGCCGGGAGCUGGGUUAAGGUAAUGACUUGCAGCGGUCGCCUGCAAGCCCUUGUACGAUGGGGCGAAUGGACUGAAACCUUGGGCGACGGGGCGGGUGCAUUCCCCAGGGCCAGGUCGCGUCAUGGGCAAGCCGCUGGCACUCGAAGGGCUGAAACCUGCGGGCAGGCCGGGCGGAGGGUCAGUAGAUUCCAAGCGUUCCUUUUUCCAAACCCCCCCAUGGUGUGAGGCGGCGCUUGCUGCAAGAUCGGGCGGAGUUGCUCGGCGGGACUCGAGGGCGCACCGGAGUAACCUGCAGUCGUGCUCGUUUGGCCCGAGGCGGCGGACAAGGUCGACGCCAGGUGGAGACUGGACAGAUCCUUG
Aplosporella prunicola CBS 121167 is the source of this 1950-nucleotide messenger RNA. RefSeq lists its product as uncharacterized. The record is from RefSeq and is a predicted model, not a curated record. Gene Ontology annotation, cellular component: COP9 signalosome. Gene Ontology annotation, biological process: protein deneddylation. The transcript has 6 exons. NCBI's taxonomy places the organism in Eukaryota, Fungi, Ascomycota, Dothideomycetes, Botryosphaeriales, Aplosporellaceae. The coding region runs from base 119 to 1612 and encodes 497 amino acids.